UUUAGAGCUAUGGGUUUCCUACUGGUUCCCCGUUCUUCAAACAGUUAAUUCUCCCGGCCGGUGCUCCAGCACUCAGAUGGCCAAAAUUCCUCGCCCUGAAGCCCGAGUCUCCCUCCCCUCCCCAUUGGGUCCCAGCUUUUGGGUCUCUCCCGAUCUCUCCCUCCUAUUGGCCGGGGACAGGUUUGGGUUGGGUUUUUUUUCCUUAUUUUUUUUUUCUUGACAGGCGCACGCAGCCUGCCUAACUCUUGGAGAAAAAAAAAAAAAUCCCAGAAGUUUGGAUCAAUCAGAGAGAGACAGAAGGAAAGGGGAGAAGGGAGGAAAAAAAAAAAAAAAAGAUGAAACCCAGCCUGCAACCCCUCUGAGCAAGUGCUGGGGACCUGGGCUGAGCACACCCUCCCGGCUCUGCCUACGGAGUAUCCGCAGCCUCAUGUAGUGCCUUCAGGAGACUGAGGGCUGGUUCUUCUGGGGGUGCAGCUGGGGAGGGGUGGGGGGAGAAAGAGGCGACAGGCUCUGCCUCUGCUCCCCGAGCUCUGCGCUCCCAAGCCACUGGUUGCUCAUCCGCCCAAGGGUCUGGGCUGGGGGAUAAGAUGAGUGAGAGGCGAAGAUCGGCGGUGGCCCUCAGCUCCCGAGCGCACGCUUUCUCGGUAGAAGCCUUGAUUGGGACAAAUAAAAAGAGGAAACUGCGAGACUGGGAGGACAAGGGGCUGGAUUUGUCCAUGGAAAGCCUCAGCCCCAACGGCCAGCUAGGGGACAAUGAAGACCCGACUCAGUGCCUGGACCUCAACCCCGACUCAGAGCAGAGUACUGGGUCAGACACAGAGGUGCUGGCAGAAAGGACAUCCUGCUCAUUUGGCUCCCAUUCUGACCUUGCAUCUGGUGGCUCAGGCCCUCAGCCUCCUCCACCUUCAUCCAUGGAAGAGAUCCAGGUAGAGCUGCAGUGUGCUGACCUCUGGAAAAGAUUUCAUGACAUUGGGACAGAGAUGAUCAUCACAAAAGCAGGCAGGAGAAUGUUUCCGGCCAUGAGAGUGAAAAUUACAGGCUUGGAUCCUCACCAGCAGUAUUAUAUUGCCAUGGACAUUGUACCUGUGGAUAACAAGAGAUACAGGUAUGUGUAUCACAGCUCCAAGUGGAUGGUGGCUGGCAAUGCUGACUCCCCAGUGCCCCCGAGGGUUUACAUCCAUCCUGACUCACUGGCUUCUGGAGACACCUGGAUGAGGCAGGUGGUCAGUUUUGACAAGCUCAAGCUGACCAACAAUGAGCUUGAUGAUCAAGGCCAUAUAAUCUUACAUUCAAUGCAUAAGUACCAGCCCCGUGUUCAUGUCAUCCGCAAGGACUUCAGCAGUGAUCUUUCUCCUACAAAGCCGGUUCCUUCAGGAGAUGGGGUGAAAACCUUCAAUUUCCCUGAGACUGUCUUCACCACAGUAACAGCCUACCAAAAUCAACAGAUCACCAGAUUAAAAAUUGACAGAAACCCCUUCGCUAAAGGUUUCAGAGAUUCUGGGAGAAACAGGACGGGGCUGGAGGCCAUUAUGGAGACCUAUGCCUUCUGGAGGCCCCCCGUACGCACUCUCACCUUCGAAGACUUCACUACUAUGCAGAAGCAGCAAGGAGGCAGCACAGGCACCUCCCCGACCACCUCCAGCACGGGGACCCCAUCGCCCUCUGCUUCCUCUCAUCUUCUCUCUCCGUCCUGCUCCCCUCCAGCCUUUCAUCUGGCCCCCAACACUUUCAAUGUUGGCUGCCGGGAGAGUCAGCUUUGCAACCUCAACCUGUCUGAUUAUCCCCCAUGUGCCAGAAGCAACAUGGCUGCCUUGCAGAGCUACCCAGGGCUGAGCGAUGGCGGCUACAACCGCCUGCAGAGUGGCACUGCUUCUGCCUCGCAGCCCUCUGAAACCUUCAUGCCUCAGAGGACUCCAUCCUUGAUCUCAGGAAUGCCGACUCCUUCCUCCCUGCCCAGCAACAGCAAGAUGGAGGCGUACAGCGGCCAGCUGGGGUCCUUCCCCAGCUCCCAGUUUCAGUAUGUCAUGCAAGCAGGCAACCCUGCCUCCACCUCCUCCUCUUCACAUAUGUUUGGUGGUGGCCACAUGCAGCAGAGCUCCUACAACGCCUUCUCCCUGCACAAUCCCUACAACCUCUAUGGAUACAAUUUCCCUGCUUCCCCCAGGCUGGCAGCGAGCCCAGAGAAACUCACCACCUCCCAAAGCACUUUACUCUGCUCUUCCCCAUCCAGUGGGGCCUUCGGAGAGAGGCAAUACCUUUCCACAGGGAUGGAUCAUGGCAUGCACAUGAUCAGCCCUCCCUCUGGCAACCAGCAGAUGGCCAACGCCUGUGACAACAGACAGUAUGGGGGGGUUCAGGGCUCCUCCUCACAGAUGUCUGUGCACAUGGUCUAACAAGCCAUGCCUCUCCUUGGUAUUGAAGGCAGUUGGACCUUCAUCAUUUCCAGGGGUAAACCCAUCCCAGUGCCUUUUUGCCUUCAAACUUAUAGUGGAACUGAUAUUGUAAUGAUAAAUAAGAACACAAGCCAUUUAGGUAUGUGCCACAGAACCUUGUGGAAAGCCUUGACUGACAGCUAUCGCAGCUUGUUGUAGCCCAGGGCCUCCAGACCUGGCACGGAGCGUCUGCUUUUUCUGGACAUUGCAGAGAGAAGGACGUGAUUUUAUUGAGAAGCUAGAGAGAAGCAGCUGAAUAUACCAUUUAUGCAUUAACUGUCAGCUUGUGUGAGCUCUCGGCAUGGAGGGAGCCGUGCCCCUGUGCUGUCUCCUCUGGGUGUCAAAGAAAGGCAGUCUCCCAAGGCUUUGUCCUGUGAAGCUGCACUACCAAUAGCUUCAAAGACCUCCCCCUUCCUAGACCGCUCCUCACUCCUGGAGUGACUCAGCCCAUUUCUGAAGGCAACGGUGGCCCGUGGCUGCUUCUCCCACUGUAGCACAGGAAUGGUGCUGCUGGCCUGGUGAUUCUCCUCCCAAAGAGGUUUCUGUAUUUUCACCAUGGCUCUGCCUGACGAGCGGUUUCUUUGCGAGGGUCAAGCUUACCAGGACCCAGUCUGCAGAUGGAGAUGGGAGAGAGAGAAGAGAGAGAAAAGUUUUAACCUACAAGUGAGCCUCAGACAUGGACUGACCUUUGGAAAGAUGCAUGGGGGAGAGGAGGCUCAGCUCCUGUUAACAUGACCCAAAGUGAAGCACCUGAACCGAAAGGGCAACAGCCUUUCUGGGGAACCCAGAAAGCACCCAACUCAAUGGAAGGAAACUGUCAGACUGAGCUCACAGGGAAGAGCAAUAAGAAAAAAGAGCUCUGCUCUACAGAAGUGCAGCCGGCCUCCCUCACUUUGCAUGCAAGAGUUGCCAUAGAAAACCGUUAGCAUUUCAGUAACAGUGAGGUCGAUUAUUCGCCAACCUCCUGCCUGCCACACGCUCUCUGUUUAACCAAAUAGAUCAUUGCCUUUUGACAUCUUUCUUUUCUGUUUUUUUUCCUUCUCUUUUUUUUUUCUUCAAAUUCUUUAAAAAUAAGAAAACAAUUGUAGCUUGGUGCAAGCUAUGCAUUUAAGUUGUGUGAAAAUGCAAAUACCAAGUAACAGAAUACAGAUAUUAUUGAGAUUUGUUGUGAGGUGUUGUAGAUAAAUGUAUUUAUAUGCCUAGUGGGGUAUUCAAUAUUAUGAAUAUAAAAGAGGGCAAUAAAAAUGGUAUGUAAAAAUAUGUAUGAAGAAAAAGUGUAUAAAGAUUUGCCCUAUGCACGGAACUCUGUUUCUAAGUGCCAAGCACAGAAUGCGCUAAAUAAAUCUUUGCAAUUGUUGCCUCCGUGUUUCCCUCUGUCUGUGAGGCUUCUUCAGUGGUAUUUUAGAGUGAAACAUUUUCAAAAUGCCACCAUACAUGUUUGUACAACAGAGGAAAUGAAGACACAGUGCUAAAUUGUGAAGUUUAGGCC
This is a messenger RNA of Phalacrocorax carbo (great cormorant), 3921 nucleotides long. The record is from RefSeq and is a predicted model, not a curated record. NCBI's taxonomy places the organism in Eukaryota, Metazoa, Chordata, Aves, Suliformes, Phalacrocoracidae.